This is a messenger RNA of Pararge aegeria (speckled wood butterfly), 1604 nucleotides long. RefSeq lists its product as uncharacterized. The transcript is spliced from 4 exons. The record is from RefSeq and is a predicted model, not a curated record. Lineage: Eukaryota; Metazoa; Arthropoda; Insecta; Lepidoptera; Nymphalidae. The coding region runs from base 91 to 777 and encodes 228 amino acids.
AGGAUUCAAAGGAUACACUCGUGUCGUAUAAUCGUAUCCGAUAUUAGUCACAGGCUGGUUACAUAGUGCAUCGUGAACACAAACAGAACCAUGAGGAAAUUUGUUUUGAUUAGUGCUGCCUUACUGCAGAUUUCGUGGUGUUAUGCAUACCCAGGUCCAGCAGGCGUAGGAGCUUACGCGUAUCAGGACUCAUCCGGCCAUAGGUACGGUGGAACAUACGAUCUGAAGGACAAUAUCAAUCCGUUCAGCGAUCCCUUCGCAGUUCCGUUCAACGACGUCGACACAUUCUUCCCCGAUUACUUUAGGAACUACGAAAAUAUAUUACAACAGAUUUUCGCUUCUGAUUUAGAGAACCAAAGGUUAGCGUCAUACGCUGCUCAAAAAGCGUAUGAUCUAACAUUUAACCAACCUGGUUACCAUACGAAUUUCCUUAGGUUCCCCAAUUUUGGAGGAUUCCCAUUUUUUGGACCAGGACCGACGCCAUUUAACAUGGCCCAAGGUAGUCACAAUGCAGCCUUCGCAGGUGCUGCUGCAGGUCCCGGUUUUAGCCAUCAAGUUGCUGGUAUUGAUCCGGUCAACGUGAAUAUACCAAACGUGGAUGUAACCAACCGCUUUAACAAUGUGGAAAGGAGCAAUAGCCCUGGAAAGUUCUACAGCGUUUCAAGCUCUUCAUUUGCCUCGUCUUCUAAUCUAAACGGAAAAGCCGGGGGCCACAGAGAAGCUGAAACGGUUGUUAACGACAAUGGAAGAAUUACCAAGUAUAAGGUCCACAGCUAAGCAAUCGUCACUCUGAACCUUAUGUCUGUAACAAACGUGACACUGGAGUUGUGGCCUUUGCCCACCAUAUCGAGUUAACACCGAUUCGGCCGAAAUUGCAGCAUUUUGUACUAGUAGUAUUCUAAAUAAUACACUACUGGACGACGAUGAGUGAACAAACAUUGACAUUAAACCUUUAUGUCACAUUACAUUACCUAACAUUUUAAUGCAUUAUUUGGAGUCCAGAUGGUGUUGAGUCGACAUGGUGCACGAAGACCAAAUCUGACAAAGUAUCGUUGCCUUCCUGCUCUCAUUGAACUGGAGCUCUUGAAGUUAUUUCCACGCAAAGUGCUCUAGUUCCACUUGUGUUAUCUGUUCAAUUGAUAGACCAGUCUUAUUUACGAAUCACGAUAGUAGAUGAUUUAUAUAUACAUGUAUUACUUCAAAGGCACGUUUUCUUAAAAAGUUAUUGAGGCCUUAAAUUUAACUUCUUGAAUUUCAAACGAAAGACUGGAAUUACGCUAAUUGGUCAAACUUUUAUAAAUAUGUAUAAAUUUAAAAUAAAUCAAUCUUUUCAUUCAUAAAAACAGAUUUGGUCGCAACUCUAAUGACAUGUUUGUUUAAUUUUAAUCUAACCGCGCCGCAAUUUUUGACCAGUAUUUGUAUUUUUUAUUUUUUAUAUAAAUUAGGCAUUUCCUCACUAGUCUGCGUUAUUUGCUGGUAAACAUAACAAAAAUUACGUGGUCUCAAGAGGCUGUGAUUGUAUUAUCGAAAUGAAAUAAAAUGGUGUUAUUAAUGUAGUAUACGAUACUAAAUAUAUAUGGAUAUGAGUUGGCGCUUCAAAAACG